Messenger RNA from Sporothrix brasiliensis 5110, 945 nucleotides. Its product is annotated as NADP(+)-dependent dehydrogenase. Bases 1 to 945 code for a protein of 314 amino acids. Gene Ontology annotation, molecular function: oxidoreductase activity, acting on NAD(P)H, oxygen as acceptor. Gene Ontology annotation, cellular component: intracellular anatomical structure. NCBI's taxonomy places the organism in Eukaryota, Fungi, Ascomycota, Sordariomycetes, Ophiostomatales, Ophiostomataceae. The record is from RefSeq and is a predicted model, not a curated record. The transcript has a single exon.
AUGUCUGUCUUCGGGCCUGGCAACACCGCCGUCAUCACGGGCGGCGCCUCCGGCAUCGGCCUUGCCUUGGCCGCCAAGUGCCUGGCCAGCGGUAUGCGGGUUCUCGUGGCCGACAAGGACGCCGCGUCGCUGGCUGCUACGCCCAAGCAUGCAGCCCAGCUCGCCGAGACGCUGUACGGAGGCGCGUCGGCAUCUGGCUCGCUGACGACGCACACGCUGGACGUGUCCCAGCUCAAGGACUGGGCCGGGCUGCGGUCGGCCGUCGAGGACGCCAGCGGGCCGUUCCAGGGCCGCGUCAACCUGCUCGUGCUCAACGCGGGUGUCGGCGGCAGCACGCCGUGGACGGACGUCGCGGCGUUCCACAAGAUUUUGGACGUCAACCUCUGGGGCGUCAUCCACGGCAUUGCCACGCUGCUUCCGGUCGUGCAGGCCACGGCCGCCCGGGCCAACGUCGCGCCCACGGCCACGACGACCUCGAUUGUCAUCACGGGCUCCAAGCAGGGCAUUACCAACCCGCCCGGCACGAGCCCGGCCUACAACGCCUCCAAGGCCGCUGUUCGUGCGAUCGCCGAGCAGCUGGCAUACGACCUGUCCCGAGAGGACAGCAAGGCAAACCAGCCCAAGACGGGCGUGCACCUGCUCGUGCCUGGCUGGACAUUUACGGGCCUCAGUGGCAACGACCCAAUCAAGCAGCACGGCGACGACGCGGACAAGCGGCCGAAGAAGCCCGAGGGCGCGUGGUGGCCCGAGCAGGUGGUCGACUACCUGCUGGCGGCGAUGAAGGCCAACAAGUUCUACGUGAUCUGCCCAGACAACGAUGUGACGGAAGCCAUGGACAAGAAGCGCAUCCUGUGGUCGGCGGGCGACAUUACCGAAGGCCGCGAGCCGCUGUCUCGGUGGCGGCCCAGUUACAAGGACGCCGUGGAUGCGUGGAUGAAGAAGUGA